Vitis riparia (riverbank grape) is the source of this 1210-nucleotide messenger RNA. RefSeq names its product cyclin-P3-1. Gene Ontology annotation, molecular function: protein kinase binding. The transcript is spliced from 3 exons. Lineage: Eukaryota; Viridiplantae; Streptophyta; Magnoliopsida; Vitales; Vitaceae. Gene Ontology annotation, biological process: regulation of cyclin-dependent protein serine/threonine kinase activity. The record is from RefSeq and is a predicted model, not a curated record. The coding region runs from base 252 to 932 and encodes 226 amino acids.
GUGAUUAUACCCGAGAUUUACAACCCAAAAGGUAAAAGGAAGGGAGAGAGUUUUGGGAAUAAAUAAAGCUGAGAAGCUGAGGAGAGACAUGGCACAGCAGGAAGGGGAGAGAGAGAAUGUGAAACUCCUUCACAUGCAUCGUCUCUCUCUCUUUCUUUGUAGAUUUAUGUGUGUGAUCAGGGUUCAGAGUAUCUUCUUAGUGCCUCACGCUUAAUUUCAUGUAGAAGCCAGUGCACCCAGCUAUAAAAGGCAUGUCCCAAGGAGCUCUCACUUUGGAUAUGGGAACUUUGGCUAUUGAUGAUGAUAUUGCAGGCUCAGAUCUUUACCUCGCCUUGGGACUAAAAGAAUUGGGCAAAGGGGUUAUAGGAACCCCUCGGGUUUUAUUGCUUCUUUCUUCUCUUCUUGAGAGAUCUGUUCAGAAAAAUGAGACAUUACUGGAGACAGCACAAAUCAAAGAUGCCAUUACAAUAUUUCAUGGCUCAAGAGCUCCCACUCUGAGUGUUCGACAAUAUAUUGACCGCAUUUUCAAGUACUCAGGCUGUAGCCCAUCCUGCUUUGUUGUUGCACACAUUUAUGUGGACAGAUUCCUACAACACACUGAUGCUCAUUUAACUUCCCUCAAUGUUCACCGGCUUCUGAUCACAAGUGUGAUGGUGGCAGCAAAGUUUGUAGAUGAUGCAUUCUUCAACAAUGCUUACUAUGCCAAAGUGGGGGGAGUAAGCACAGCAGAGCUGAACAGACUGGAGAUGAAGUUCUUGUUUAGUCUAGAUUUCAGACUUCAAGUUACGGUUGAGACAUUUAGGAGUUACUGUUCACAAUUGGACAAAGAAGUUGCUGGAGGGCUGCAGAUUGAACGGCCAUUCCAAGCUUGCGGAAUUAAAGGAAGCUGGUCAAGCAAAGAGGAUUCUUGUGCUUCCACAAUUGCAAGAUGAAGAUGUUCUAUCAUUUCAUUGUAUCAUAAAAAACCCAAGGUUUGCUAAAAUACAAUCAUGUUAGGAUCUGGAUGCUGAAUACGUACCUCAUGUGACUGCAACCAGUGUGCCUUAGAUUUUGUGUCUUUUUCUACACUAUGUGUUUUCCCUUGCAGGUUCCUACUCUUCUGAUGGUUUUUCCCUCUCUGGUUUUGAGUCCUUAAUACAAAUAAUGUAAAUACACAAUGAGGAACUUCAUUAGUAGAGAAUAGAUUGUUUCAAUGUCUGGUUUUCGUUUC